Messenger RNA from Armigeres subalbatus, 2338 nucleotides. Its product is annotated as zinc finger protein 37 homolog. Bases 141 to 2225 code for a protein of 694 amino acids. Gene Ontology annotation, cellular component: nucleus. NCBI's taxonomy places the organism in Eukaryota, Metazoa, Arthropoda, Insecta, Diptera, Culicidae. Gene Ontology annotation, biological process: regulation of DNA-templated transcription. The record is from RefSeq and is a predicted model, not a curated record. The transcript is spliced from 9 exons. Gene Ontology annotation, molecular function: RNA polymerase II cis-regulatory region sequence-specific DNA binding; DNA-binding transcription factor activity, RNA polymerase II-specific; zinc ion binding.
UAGUCUAGUUAUUUAUUUAGUGCAGCUCCGAAAUCAGCAUUAAAACAUUCAGUGACAAUAUAAACACGGAUUUGUCUUUUUAUUUAUUACCAAAAGAGUUGAUGAAGUGAUUAUUACUCUCAGUUGAAAGUUCCGUAAAUAUGGCCGCAACUGUGGACAUAAGCCUUCAGCACGUUUGCCGACUGUGUUUGGGUGAAGAAUCUCUCGAUGGUAUAUAUGACGAUGAUGACCUACAUCGAUGGAUAUCGGAUUAUCUCUCAAUAAAGGUAUCGCAGCAAGACCGCAUGAGUCAGGAAAUCUGUACCAUCUGUCGGAUCCGGUUAACCGAAUUCCAUAAUUUCCGACUGCACUGCCAGGAAGUGCAAACCGUGCUGCAGUCCAUGGCGCGUGACGAUAAAGCCAACACCGGAAAACAUAUUCCGGUUGAUCAGGCUUGCGAUACUUUCGUAUCACGCCAACAUUUGGAUGAACACAAGGAAGUCCACACGCAGGGUGGUUUGAAGUCGGACUAUAAGCAGAUAACGAAUGAUGAACUAACGGUGGUGAAAACUGAACCAUUCGAACAUGUUGAUCUAACGAUCGAACCACAAGAUCUGAAAUCCCGCACCGAAAGUGAUCAUUAUCUUAAGAAAAUCAAUCAUGAAAAAUCAGAAUUGCAACAAAAUCCAUCACGUCAGGGAAUAGUCCGCGUUGUGAUUCCCCAUGGUGUUGCAAAAAAUCGUUUACCAGUUGACAACGCAAAGUCAGACGGUGAAGAAAUGAUGGACACUGAGGAGCUGAUGGACAUCGAACAAGUUAAAAUUGAAAGUAACUCAGACGAGGAAUUGCAACUACAGUUUCUGCCAUCUGAUCAACCAUCUUCAAAGUCGACUAACGUUAACAACCCAACAACUACACACGAAUCUUCGCCCAAAUACAAACUGACCGACAGUCAAAACGAUGAUCUGUUUCUGCUAGUUGAAGUGGAUUCAACGAAUAGCGAUUCAGAUGCUUUCAUAGACGACGAACUGGAACAUGAGGAUGGCAAGGAUGGCGGUGAUGGCCAACCAGGGAAUUGGGAGUGCGACGUGUGCCACAAAAUAUUUAAGAACAGGAAGUCAGGCUGGAAUCACAAGCAGCUGCACAGACCGAAAACGCAUAUUUGCCCAGUAUGCGGAAAGCCAUUUGGAAGCCGGUUCCUUUUGAAUAGGCAUAUUCCAAUCCACGAUUCAAUUCAUGAUCGUGAGCGCGCUAAGAAGGUAGAAGAAGAAAGUGGACCGGUCGAGUGCGAUGUAUGUCAAAAAGUUUUUAAACGAAGAUGCAGAUUGUAUGCCCACAAACGGAAGGUACAUGGCCCAAAGGAUCAGGAGUGUCACCUGUGUGGCUUUAGAUUUCGAACACGUGAGCAACUUUCCCGGCACUUCCAGAGGCAUUCCUUCGAAAACGAAGAGAAAAGUAAACCACUACUGCAGAACGAAGACGAUGCGGAAAUAAACGAUAAAUCCGAUGAAGAUUCCAUGCAAACUGCAUCAACUUCUUUGGAAGCGAAAUCGAACACUGACGAUUCACCAAAACAGUGUGCACUAUGUGAUAAGGUGUUCCCCAACCAGUACGAUCUUUGGCGCCAUCACAAGUACACACAUAAAAAGAGACUUGCGUGUGAGUUGUGUAACGAAACGUUUUUCAGAAAGGACCGAUUGCAAAAGCACAUGUUUGAGGAACACAAAUUUAAAGAUGGCAGCUACCUACCCAUGGAAUGCAAAGAAUGCGACAUAGUUUUUGAAACCACUCUUGAGUAUAGACGACACAAGCUUAAGCACACAUCACACAUGUGCACAAUCUGCAACGAAACAUUCAAAUCCGCCUAUUUCCUAAAAAUACAUCUGUCAACACAUUCGGAGGACGGGAAAUCAUUUGAAUGCACGAUAUGUCACAAAAGUUUUAAAACUUUUCAGAGAAAAGUCAUCCACAUGAAUGUUCAUAAGAAAUACAAAUGCCAUACUUGCGGAAGAAAAUAUUCAGGACGAAAUUGCCUUCUGAAGCACAUGAAGACACACGAAGAAGACAAUGAUGCAUCUUCGUCCAAAAGUGAUUCGGAGAAUGAAGCAGAUGCUAAUUCGGACGAUUCGGCUGAGGAAGCCUCCAUCAGGGACCAAAAAAUGGAUGACGUAAAUCCGCCUGCUGAAAUCAAACGGCGAAGUCUACGAGUAAAUAGCCGCAAAAGUCUAAAGCGUAGUAAAGUAUGAUCCUUAGCUCUAAUGUAUUAUCAAUUACCAUAGAAUAUAAUUAUAUCUCUACAAAUAAGUAAUUGAUACAAAAUAAUCUUUCUAAAUAAAUGUUGCGUUUAUGUUGCCGUAAA